CCUGAUUAUCUGCAUCGACUGUGUGAGUAUGUAGAUAGGAUACAAAGCAAGGGCUUUUCCUUCCAUAUGUGGAGCAAUGCCUUUCACGCUUGUGCCGGUACUUUACAACGACAUCAAGCCAUUGGCAGUCAGAGAUUGACGUUCUUCUCCCGUUAACUUUAGGCCGCGAUAUCUCCCUCAAGCAGUGUCAAGGCGACGAUGAUGGCGAUGAUCUAUUCUGUCUGUCGUGAUAUAUAUACAGCAUUCAAACAUGUGCCUUCUGCCCUUCAUCCUCUACGACUAGUACUACCACCUUCCCAUUCUUUCUCCGUCUGACACCACUCCAGCACGUUUUUACCCCAUGGAGGUCUUUACCGGUGCAUCUAAAGUCAAGAUCGGCAAGGGCAACUUCUCGAAUGUCGGAAGGGAUCAGAACAACUACUACACGACCCAUAACAACAUCGUUCAGACGCGAGGCAAGAACAAGAAGGUUAGCAGAGAUCUACCAGAACUUUCCGAGUACACCGAAAUCAAGCGGGGCGAUAUAUACAAGAGCAAGGACGGAGUCUGUUAUUCAUGGCGGCUGUGUUCAAAUGGGAAGGACGACACGGAAAUGGCGGUCUAUACUGCAGAGCUCAACAUCACUGGGCCCUUUGGACAGAAGAAAUUCACUGUGAAGACGUAUCGCGGGCGAAGUGCGAUGAAGGAAUGGAGGCGGGAUUUUUCGCGAUGUUCAAAGGACUGGCUCAGGUAUGCUAUGAAUCUUUCGGUUGCGCCCCAUGAACCAUUUUGGUAGGGAUGUUCCACUUUUUGGUUACGACAGGUCGUCGGUUCCUUCAUUGAUAUUCUGUGGAGAGCUCGUACCUGUUGCACAUAUUGAAAUUGGACUAGGUUGGGUGGGGUUAUUCUGUAUCCAUUUAUUGAAAACUAGCUUGGGAUGUUCAAGGAACGAGCUGUGGAUGGAUCCUACGCAGGGAAGAUUCUGUCGUGGACCAAUUGGGCCAAAAUGUCGGGAUUGGAGGGAUGAAAAGUCCAAUGUCAUAGUUCCUUCCGACGUGGAAUUCCUGCAAGAAGACGUCGUCAUUCGAUAUUUCGCUAGCAAGAAGAACGAUCGGGCGCUUCUUUUCACAGUUAGUUAUGCCGGUCAUGUUGAAACACUUGAUGAUAUCGCACUCGGUCGUCGCACUCAAGUCAUUUCAACUUUGAUAAAUUCGACGAUUGCUUUCCUCGAGAAUGUACGGUGGCGGAGUUGGACAGAUUGUCUUGGCAAAAGGCAACGGAUGCCAGAUAGAGCAACAAGGUUCCGUCUCAGAGGCAAUCGACGCAAGAUACAAGUAGAUUCUGUUAACGAAUCGGUCCCUUGGCUCACACAAGCGUCGAGUGUUUUUCACGCCCACAACAUCUCGAUAGACGAGGACCUUUCCAGCUAUAAGCUCGUCUUCUCUUACUUCAAGCUCAGAGGCACACUUCAGCAAUCCAAACGCAAACGUCAACGACGCCAAUCACUCGACACACCGAUUUAUUUCAUUCUCCGUCCUUCCUCAAAUGCUGUCUAUCAUUGGUCGUUCGACCCAACCGGCCAAACUCCGCUCACGCCAGACAUGUGCAAGUACCUCGGCCUUCCCUUCAAGCUCUCCCUCGAAGUGAUUCCCCUCCAAAUAUCCUGGUCAACCAAGAUCUAUAAAGCCGUUCGUGACUACCAAAUCGUGAGGGGAUUUGACCCUGCAAGCACGGAUUUCGCACAAUCUUUUAGUUACCCCGUAUAUGAUGUCGUUCCUGCCGAGGUUCGCUUUCAGGAGAUAGUUGAAGAACAGCACGAAAUUCCCGCUGAUUUGGACGAUGUACCGUCUUUGCCGAUGGUCAAAGGUGAUUCGGAACUGUUGCUCGGCUCGAACGUUCAUGCUGAUCCCGUAGAAGAACUAGAUGACUCUUUCUCACUCGCUUCGCUCUUCUAUGAGAUCGAAGGAUGCUCAAACACGUCGAGUGACGCUAGUCCCGCGCAAACAGCAAAUUCAGAGUACACUCAACAAGGUGAGUAUGUUCUCGUCGAUCUUACCUGGUAUAGUUUACAUCUCCGAGUUGCAUUGUUUACAAGGGGGCGUGGUACCUUCAAUACUGGGCACACUCUUUGGUUCGUUCCAGGUUCGUUCACAUGGGAAGCAAUUGAGGGCUCCGGUAUCUCAGCAGCUAUGAUAUAAAUGCCAGCAGCUAUGCGAGAUGAGAACGAGACCACCACUGUGUCUUUAUAAAGGUGUUUUUUUUUGUAUGAGCCGAUAGGGAAAAUACACUUGAGCGGCUGCGCCGAGCGAAAUUGAGGUGACACAGAUGAAAUUCGUACACUGGGCGUACGCGUAGUAAGAGUAAGGCGAGG
Molecule: messenger RNA, 2350 nt
Organism: Marasmius oreades (fairy-ring Marasmius)
Lineage: Eukaryota; Fungi; Basidiomycota; Agaricomycetes; Agaricales; Marasmiaceae
Exons: 10
Coding region: 759-2177 (472 amino acids)
Source: RefSeq, a predicted model, not a curated record